AUGCAGACACGGAGGCUACCGGGAAGGCAGGCACCUUCACCUCCUCUGCCCUCAACUGUCGCCUUCUUCCUCCUCCACCCCCCGCGGGCAACCCGGCGGCGCUGCCCGGGCGGACGGCGGGCCGGGUCGGGGGCGAGUCGGGCGGCGGGGGCCGGGCGGGCGGCGCGGGGGGCAGCGCCGGGCCGGGCCAGGCCGGCGGGCGGCCUCUCCCGGGGCGGCUUCGGGCUCUGGGCUCCCGGCUCCGCGCCGGGCCCGCAGCGGCCCGGCGGCGGCGGGAACGCGGGCGCCAGCUCGCCGCGGCCGGCCGGCAGAGUCGCUGCCGCCCCGGCCGCCGCUGGCUCCAGUCCGCCGCCAUUAUUCUUUGUUCGCUGCGAGCGGCGGCGAUGGUGUGGGGCUCGGGCGGAGGCUCCAUCUUUACCACGGCCCCUCCUGCGAGGCGAAGGCCCCGAGCGCUGGUGUCCGGCGCCUCCCCGUCCCCCCUCCGUCCCCCCGGCUCUCUCCAGCUCCUGCCUCCUCCUCCUGCUCCUCUUACCGGUGGUACAAGCUCCUCCGUCACUGCUUUCGUUCGCGGCCCGGAUCUCGCUGGAGUUUUAUUCUCUCCCCCACGUAACACACCGCGUCAAACUACACCUCCGCCGCGUCACUCACCAACACUCCGCUUCUCCCAGCCGCCCGGGCCACAGGCAGCAGCAGCCGCCGCCGACUGAGGACUCGCAGCCAGGGAGCCAGCCAGCGCCGCCCAGUGCCGAGUGCGCAGCGGCCGCGCACGGAAACAGCCGAGCUCGGCCCGGAGGAGCUCGAGCGGCCCCGCCCUCAGCGCUGGAGGCGGAACUUGUCGAAGACCUUCGAGUUCCUUCGGGCACGGCGGAGGGCUUCCGUGGGGAGAGGAGGAAAGGCGAAGCUUCUUCAGCUAUACAACCAAGAUACCUGAUUGACUUGUGCAAGAUCAGACUGGGAAAAAACAGCAAAGCACAAAGAUCAUAUGGGACAUACAGAAGACACGCACGCUCUGACAUCCAAGCUUCGUUCUUCCCUCUGGCUGGAGCACAUUUACCCCAGAGAGCUGUGUGGGCCACUCCAACUCCUCCAGGUCUUUGCUCACAGGUCACCUUCCUGAAACCUCAACAUGGAAGAGUCUCAAAAUUGAACACACCCAGGGAGUCAGACCCAUGUUCACUGAACUCACGAGGAACACACGUACAACUAAAAGGACUUUGUGUGGACAAAAACAACCAGAACUGUCACAAUGACCACCAGGCUCCUGUGGUUGUAACCAGCACAUUCUUUUCCUGCAGGCAGAACAAGUGGGAAGCCAAAUUAUGA
This is a messenger RNA of Physeter macrocephalus (sperm whale), 1323 nucleotides long. Its product is annotated as transcription initiation factor TFIID subunit 4-like. Lineage: Eukaryota; Metazoa; Chordata; Mammalia; Artiodactyla; Physeteridae. The coding region runs from base 1 to 1323 and encodes 440 amino acids. The transcript is spliced from 6 exons. The record is from RefSeq and is a predicted model, not a curated record.